Pimephales promelas (fathead minnow) is the source of this 2271-nucleotide messenger RNA. Its product is annotated as phospholipase B1, membrane-associated. Gene Ontology annotation, molecular function: A2-type glycerophospholipase activity; phosphatidylcholine lysophospholipase A1 activity; retinyl-palmitate esterase activity. The record is from RefSeq and is a predicted model, not a curated record. Gene Ontology annotation, cellular component: brush border membrane. Gene Ontology annotation, biological process: phospholipid metabolic process. Lineage: Eukaryota; Metazoa; Chordata; Actinopteri; Cypriniformes; Leuciscidae.
AAUGCUAUUCUGUCCAAACAAACAUCCAGUGCGCAUCAUCAACAUCAACCGCCACCUUAUUUAUUUCUCUCUAAAAGGAUUCCUGGUCCUGAUCUGCAUUGCGCUUCGGGUCCUUUUCUCCCAGGCCCCAGUGCUACAUGGUUUCUAGUAAAGCUCUCUGAGGUUGUGAAUGGUCACCAGUCCCCUGGCAGUUGCAUGUGCAUCUGGAUCAUGCUUUAUGUCGGUGGGCCUGAACUUCGUCACUCAGCUGUUUUGGGUGGGGGAGAUAAAGGGGCACUGAUAUAAUGGCCCCGUUCUCUCUGCACGCACAUCCAUUGUGCUAACCAGCUUGGAAACGCUCCACCAUGGAGUGGCUUUUCAUUGCCGUGGCAACCUGCUUGCUAGCCCUCUGCCCUGUCAAAGGUGACGAGUGGAGGCUGGAAUAUGAGGAAGGACUCAGUCACUACAGCGAGGAAGCGCUUGGAAAGGAGUUUCCUGAGAAGACCAGGCCAAUCAGUUUCAAACAUCCACUGUUCACGUGUCCUGAUAUGAGCCCCUCCUCUUCUGUGCCAACCUCAGUUGAGCUGGUGAGGGCAGCAGAUGUUAAAGUGAUCGCUGCCCUUGGGGAUUCAUUGACAACAGCCAUUGGUGCAAAUGCAACCACAGUUCUUGGCAUACCGAUUGAAUUUCGUCACGUGUCAUGGAGCAUUGGAGGCUAUGGAUCCUUUCAAGAUGUCAUUACACUGGCAAACAUCAUUCGACUCUUCAACCCCCACUUAGUGGGUCCUGCCCCAACCAAGACGGUCCAUGGUACCCCAGCUCCCCUAUGCGAGACUGGAUUUAACCUGGCUGUAACCGGACACAACACCUUUAAUCUUCCUGAACAAGUCCGACAUUUGAUUGAUACAUUGAAAACAUAUGAGGAUAUUGACUUUGAUGAAGACUGGAAACUGUUGACCAUUCUAAUUGGGAUGAAUGACAUCUGUGAUUACUGCAAAGACAAGUCCCUGUUUUCGGUGGAGAACUUUGUCCAUUACAUGACUGUGUCCUUGGAAAUGCUGAUGAAUGAGGUUCCUCGAAUGAUAGUGAAUGUGGUCCAGAUCCUGCCGAUGGAGACCCUGAGGGAAGUACAGAAACCCACCCCAGGAUGUGUGCUCCAGAGGUCAUUUUGCUCCUGUCUGGUAAAGCCAGCUGCUGGAUCUGCUGAUCUAAAGGAGCUGGUUGGAGUCAACUUAGAGUUCCAGAAAGCACUGGAGCAGCUCUUGCACAGUGACCGUUUCUUUAAGAAUGACUUUGCUGUAGUUUUGCAGCCGUUCUUGAAACACGCAGACCCUCCAAGACUCCCUAAUGGGAAGAUUGACAUGAGCUUCUUUACCCCGGACUGUUUCCACUUUACUAUGAAAGGACACGAGGAGCUAGCCAAGGGACUGUGGAACAACAUGUUUCAACCUGAAGGGGAGAAGUUUCUGGUGGAGAGCUUUUCAAACUCUAUUGAGCUUAUUUGCCCCCCAGUGAGUCAUCCAUACAUUUACACCAGACCCACUGUUGUAAAGCCAGGCCCGUCAGCUGGCAUCAGACUAGCUGUUCUCCACCUCAUGCUUGCCUUGGCUUUCCUUCCACUGUGGUUGGCUGUAAAUCUGGCCUCCUUGUAGGACAUCCAUAUGGAGUAUCAUGGUACAUCAUGUCUGCCCACCUGAUGUUCUACUUGUGCUAAAUAGCAAUGCUUUGACAGUCUCAGAACCAUUGAGGAUCUAUUUUGAGACUUGAGCCACUGCAGGAUGAUCUAUGAUAAAACUGGGGAACGAGGGAGUGAAAGGUGAAAAAACAAGUUGUUAAAAAAAGAAAAAUGGACUUAUAAUCAGUAUCAUAUUUAAUUGCUCUGUGGAGUUUCUGCAAUGGAAAUGUUAAAACCUCAGAAUCGAACAAUAAAUGCUAAUGUGAUGACGUUUUCUGAUAUACCCAAAUAAAAUGGCACAAGAGCAGGUGCAAAGCCACGUUUAGCUCUGCGUAAUGCUGCUAUAAUUCAUUUAGGUACGAAAGGUAACCGUGUUAGCUGAUUCCGGGUUGUCUGAAUAAAAACUGCCAGAGGUUACACUGUAAACUCAUUAAGCCUCUGCGGAUAAAGGAUUUGAAUGUUGAGUGAGAACAAUUGUUUUGCUUCUGAGAGCAUGGUGAAAAGUAAACUGUUUGCGAUCUUCCUAAUGCCCGCAGUAAUAAGAUCAUUGUUUUGGAUGCUGCAACAUGAGAAGUCCUUUUGGUCUUCUCAAAUAAAGAUUUCAGAAGGGACUCUUA